CGAUGGAGAGCCCACGAUCGGCGAAGAAGACCAAGAAGCCGGCGGCGGAGGGCCGUGGGAAGAAGCGCAAGGGAGAUGAAUUAACACGGUCAAGUACACCCACUUCUGCUGGCGGCGGUCAGAGCUCGCCACGGCUUCCAAGACAAGACUCUCGGUCGGGUGCACGUGCGUCGCCAUUGCGACGACUACACUCGAGCGGGUCCACGAGAGACCUCUCCAGCAUCGCGGCCAUGAAGCCCCUCAUGAGCGGAGAAAUGACGGAAAGCAUCAAGCACAUGAUGCACGGCUUUGGCGAUGUGUGGGAACCAGAUCCCGACACUGUCGAACUCAUGGAAGAGAUCGUUGUCGAGUACAUCCGUUCGAUGACGAAGAAAGCGAUGGAAAUAUCGGCGAUCCGAGGCAAGUUGGACGUCGACUGCCUCCUCUUCUCGGUGCGCAAGGACGAAGAAACUCUCGAUCGCGCAAACGAACUUCUGGCUGCAAACGAAUUGCUGAAGACUGUCCUGAACAGCGGAUUCGAUCCCAUCGAAGAGAAAUGAAUUCCUUUGGCAUCGUCACACCAGUAUCCGCCGACCGGCAACACCAAUCUAGAUAGCGCCGAACGACCAGUACGGCAGUACUGCCGUAUCAGACUACGUGCUUUGGUGCUUUCCUCAUGUGCACCUGUCAUUCGUCGUCCAAGCAUGAGCGCCCCUAUGCAUGUGUCCGUGUGGUGCUGCUUGUCAUUGCUCGCAUUCUCUUGAUCAUCGUGACGACAGUCCAGGUUUCUUCCCCCGCCAGAGCGGGGACUCUCUUGUCCGCAUCGUUCCUUC
Aphanomyces invadans is the source of this 812-nucleotide messenger RNA. RefSeq lists its product as hypothetical. Gene Ontology annotation, biological process: transcription by RNA polymerase II. NCBI's taxonomy places the organism in Eukaryota, Oomycota, Saprolegniomycetes, Saprolegniales, Verrucalvaceae. The record is from RefSeq and is a predicted model, not a curated record. The transcript has 3 exons. Gene Ontology annotation, molecular function: protein heterodimerization activity. The annotation marks the transcript as partial.